Messenger RNA from Nyctereutes procyonoides (raccoon dog), 1728 nucleotides. RefSeq lists its product as uncharacterized. NCBI's taxonomy places the organism in Eukaryota, Metazoa, Chordata, Mammalia, Carnivora, Canidae. Bases 1 to 1728 code for a protein of 575 amino acids. The transcript has 2 exons. The record is from RefSeq and is a predicted model, not a curated record.
AUGACUCCAGCACACUACCGUCUACUUCUCUUGCUCAUCGCGUGGAGCGCUCCUUCCCCACCUGUGGCGGCCCUGCUCCCCUUGGCCCUGCCCACUGUGGCCCUGCUCCCCCCGGCCCUGCUCCCCUCGGCCCUGCUCCCCCCGGCCCUGCCCACUGUGGCCCUGCUCCCCCCGGCCCUGCUCCCCUCGGCCCUGCUGCCCCCGGCCCUGCCCACUGUGGCCCUGCUCCCCGCGGCCCUGCUCCCCGCGGCCCUGCUCCCCCCGGCCCUGCCCACUGUGGCCCUGCUCCCCACGGCCCUGCUCCCCAAGGCCCUGCCCACUGUGGCCCUGCUCCCCGUGGCCCUGCUCCCCGUGGCCCUGCCCACUGUGGCCCUGCUCCCCACGGCCCUGCUCUCCAAGGCCCUGCUCCCCUUGGCCCUGCCCACUGUGGCCCUGCUCCCCACGGCCCUGCUCCCCGCGGCCCUGCUCCCCCCGGCCCUGCCCACUGUGGCCCUGCUCCCCACGGCCCUGCUCCCCGUGGCCCUACUCCCCGCGGGCCUGCUCCCCGCGGCCCUGCUCCCCGCGGCCCUGCCCACUGUGGCCCUGCUCCCCACGGCCCUGCUCCCCAAGGCCCUGCCCACUGUGGCCCUGCUACCCACGGUCCUGCUCCCCAAGGCCCUGCUCCCCCCGGCCCUGCCCACUGUGGCCCUGCUCCCCACGGCCCUGCUCCCCAAGGCCCUGCUCCCCCGGCCCUGCCCACUGUGGCCCUGCUCCCCACGGCCCUGCUCCCCGCGGCCCUGCUCCCCGCGGCCCUGCCCACUGUGGCCCUGCUCCCCACGGCCCUGCUCUCCAAGGCCCUGCUCCCCUGGCCCUGCCCACUGUGGCCCUGCUCCCCACGGCCCUGCUCCCGCGGCCCUGCUCCCCGCGGCCCUGCCCACUGUGGCCCUGCUCCCCGCGGCCCUGCUCCCCUUGGCCCUGCCCACUGUGGCCCCGCUCCCCAAGGCCCUGCUCCCCCGGCCCUGCUCCCCUCGGCCCUGCUGCCCCCGGCCCUGCCCACCGUGGCCCUGCUCCCCACGGCCCUGCUCCCCAAGGCCCUGCUCCCCCCGGCCCUGCCCACUGUGGCCCUGCUCCCCAAGGCCCUGCUCCCCACGGCCCUGCUCCCCGUGGCCCUACUCCCCGCGGGCCUGCUCCCCGCGGCCCUGCUGCCCCCGGCCCUGCCCACUGUGGCCCUGCUCCCCAAGGCCCUGCUCCCCCGGCCCUGCUCCCCCCGCCCUGCUCCCGAGGCCCUUCUCCCCACCGCCCUUCUCCCCGGGGCCCUGCUCCCCGCGGCCCUUCUCCCCACCACCCUUCUCCCCGCGGCCCACCCCCCCCCCGCGCCUGGCAGGACAACCUGAGGCUCCUCCGGGUGCCCUGCAUUCCGCCCCAGCCCUCGGAGGGCGCCCAGGUGUCCUUCCUUUCAGGCCUCUGUGGCCCCCAUCCAGGCGCGGCAAGCACCCUCCCGGCCGUCUCCCACUGCCUCCGGAACCCAGCAGCGCGUGCGCAGGUGCUCAGGUGAAUCGGAGCAUGACCCGGUGCCCACGCUCUGCCACUGCAAACCCGCGCCCGAGCCAUUGGGCCCUCACAGGAUCCCGGACCCCUCUGAGAAUCGAACCCCGUGCAGCAUCUCAGAGCUCCAGGUUUCGUGUAUUCGUUUUCUAUUGUCCUCUUCCUCCCCACGCAUCAGUGACCGGCAAGGGUACUGCUGCUUGA